UAGAAAUUAAAAGUAGAAAGAAAAGUCAUCCCAUCGGCGGAGAACACGCUGACCAUCAUUUUAAGACACUUUAGUGGAACAGCACGAUCAGCAAAGUGGGCGCAACCCGUCCGACCUUCAGGAUGAGCCAGCUCGACCUCGGCGCGAACGCGCAUCCCAUUCACUAAAGGGGUCCGCGAGUACGCGCUCUGACAGCAACGUGCACGAGCAACGCCGGCACUCGAGCGGACCGGUGUAAAUCACCGCAAUGGCGGAGAGGGGAGGGCGGAGGACACCGGCUCCGGCUCAGCCCUGCCUCCCUGCUGCAUGUGAGCGCAGCAGAGUAGACGCACGAGAGGCAGCGGCAGCAUCACACAGGCAACAAAGGGACGCAUGGUCCAUCCAAGGCAUCACAUUAUUAGACGAGCCAUUUUGAUUGCAUCUAUUCUCACUUCAAAGGGUGUGAUAGCGCUGCACAGUCAUGGAGCUGGAGCACUUUGACGAGCGGGACAAGGCUCAAAGGUACACCCGGCGGGGUUCACGGGGGAACGGCCUCCCCAGCCCCACUCACAGCGCCCACUGCAGCCUCUACAGAACCCGGACGCUGCAAGCGCUGAGCUCGGAGAAGAAGGCCAAGAAGAUCCGCUUCUAUCGCAACGGGGACCGCUACUUCAAGGGGAUCGUCUACGCCGUUUCUCAGGAGAGAUUCAGGUCUCUGGAAGCACUCCUGGCCGACCUCACAAGGAGUCUGUCAGAUAAUGUCAACUUGCCCCAAGGGGUGCGGACCAUAUAUACCAUUGAUGGGACCACAAAGAUCACCAGCAUGGACCAGCUGGUGGAAGGGGAGAGCUAUGUGUGUGCAUCCAUAGAGCCCUACAAGAAGGUGGAUUACACGAAGAACGUCAACCCUAACUGGGCGUUGGGCGCCAGGACGGCUGUGGCUGCCCGCGACCCUUCCUCUCUCGGUAGUUCCAAGGCUGGAUGUGCAGAAAGCCGAGAGAGCAGGGACUUCAUCAGGCCCAAGUUAGUGACCAUCGUUCGCAGUGGGGUGAAGCCCCGCAAGGCUGUGAGAAUAUUACUCAACAAGAAAACGGCGCACUCCUUUGAGCAGGUCAUGACUGACAUCACAGACGCCGUAAAGCUGGACUCUGGAGUUGUGAAAAGGCUUUAUACUAUUGACGGCAAGAUGGUCACCAGUCUGCAGGACUUUUUUGGAGAAGAUGAUAUUUUCUUUGCAUGUGGCCCAGAGAAAUUUCGCUAUCAGGAUGACUUUAACUUGGAUGAAAGUGAAUGCAGGGUAUCAAAGUCUUCGUCAUACGGCCGGCUCCCCACCCUGCAGGGCCGAUCGUCCCCAAGAGGGGGUGGGAUGUCCCGCAGGAGUAAGUCUCCCUCAUCCACUGGUUCAGCUAAUGGUACUGCAGGGAGUCAGCUUUCCACCCCACGAUCUGGAAAAUCUCCAAGUCCUUCCCCAACCAGUCCAGCCAGUCUCAGAAGAAGACAGGGAUCUCUGCACAGUGGUUCUUCCCUGUCUUUAGCAUCUACCAAGGUUUGCAGUUCAAUGGAUGAAGACGGGCCUGGAAGUGAAGUUGAACCAGUGGAUGAUUACCCCUCAGUCCCUCCCUCCAUAGCAGAAAGGUACAAAGUGGGGAGGGUUUUAGGCGACGGAAACUUUGCUGUGGUCAGAGAAUGUGUAGAGAGAUCCACUGGAAGAGUUUACGCUCUGAAGAUCAUCAGCAAAGAUAAAUGCAGGGGAAAGGAACACAUGAUCCAGAGUGAAGUAGCAAUCCUUCGCCGUGUAAAACAUCCCAACAUCGUACUUUUAAUUGAAGAAAUGGACACACUUGGUGAACUCUAUCUCGUUAUGGAGUUGGUUAAGGGGGGUGAUCUCUUUGAUGCCAUCGCCUCUUCAAACAGAUACACAGAGCGAGAUGGCAGCUCCAUGCUGUUCAAUUUGGCAAGUGCCAUCAAGUACCUCCACAGUCUCCAUAUUGUUCACAGGGACAUAAAACCAGAAAACCUGUUGGUCUAUGAACACCAAGAUGGAAGUAAAUCUCUGAAGCUAGGUGACUUUGGCCUAGCCACUGUCGUCAACGGACCACUCUAUACUGUGUGUGGCACACCCACCUAUGUAGCACCAGAGAUCGUCACUGAGACAGGAUAUGGUCUUAAGGUUGACAUUUGGGCUGCUGGCGUCAUCACUUACAUACUGCUGUGUGGCUUUCCUCCUUUCCGUGGCUGUGGUGAGGAUCAGGAGGCUCUCUUUGAACAGAUUUUGAGAGGCCAGCUUGAGUUCCCUGCACCAUACUGGGAUAAUGUGUCUGACACUGCCAAGGCUCUUAUCACUGGGAUGCUGCAGGUAGAGGUGGAUCGCAGAUAUACAGCUGCGCAAGUUCUCGAUCACCCCUGGGUCAAUGAUGAUGGUGUGUCAGAGAACGAGCAGCAGCUGCCUGUGGCUGGGAAAAUCAAGAAGCACUUCAAUACUGGGCCCAAGCCCAGCAGCACCACGGCAGGAGUGUCAGUCAUUACGACCACGCCACUUGAUAAGGAGAUGCAAGUUUUCCGACGAAGACGCCACCACCAUGUGAAGGCUACGCCCCAGAUCCCACAGAGUAUUCGUGCCUGCGCCCCCCACAGUGCCAACCCUGGACCUUCCCCGGCUGAAUUUACCUCAGAGUCCGAGGACUAUUCUCCAAGUUCAGCGGACACUGUCCGUUCACCCACGUCUCCAUUCUAACAGCUUCCUGAGAACACAACACCAUUCACCUGUUUGUGAAAAGGUAAAAGACAGUGUAGUGCAAACAGGACCAUGCUGAAAUUGGAUGUAGUUUGCCAACUUGGACAUUCAAACACUGCUUAUUGACCUGUCCUUUUUCUCUCUCGAUCUUUUUUUUUAAAUACAAAACAUGUCUACUAGAUGGAGCAUGCAACAAUUUUCCUUUUUUUUAACAAACGCACUGCAAACAGUUUUAAGCCUUAUUGUUAUUACUCAAGCCCUUGUUCAUUAUAGUAAUGUAGCGCCCUCCAGUGGUGGAUCUUGUUAACUGCAGAGAAGACAAAUUUCCACAAAGCACUUUAUUGAAAAGUGUAAAUGCACGAACACUAAUUUUGUGAUUCAGUAUUCAAUACAAAUUAUCAGCCAUAUGGACCUAAACAUAAAUUGUUUAAUUGUGGCAGGCUUAAUCCAAUGUUAAGUCACCUUUCUGAUGUACUGUAUAACAUCACUCUGUGCUGUGGUUAUUUAGCUUCUGGUGAACAAACCUUAGACACACUGUUGAAUGUGACUUGAAAAUGGGAAGGACAUGCUGCUAUAAUGACAGUGGGUGAGGUGGUGCUAGUGUCUGAGCGUUGAUGGCCCAGUUUGUGUGUGCUUGAGGAUGAUUACUGAAACUGUAGAUUUGUUACUUGUCUGAGUGUGGUUGUAUUCUGCAGUGGUACAGAUUAAUGUCGGUGCUAUGUAGUUAUUAGUAGGUGCAUGUGUAAAAACCUUGCCUUGGCACAUAUGGAUAAGUGCAAUUAGAUGUACUGCCCAAUAAGCACAGCUUCAGAUUUGUCCCGAGUGAGACGGGAUCUGUUGUCUGUGUAACCCAUAGACACAGUUGGCUCUCGUGCUACCUUUUUACCCAAACAAUUGAACAUGUUAGUGUACAGUAAUUUAACAGUGCUUCCAGUAAAACCCUUCAUUUCAGUUCAAACGUAUGUAUCUGUCCUCUGUGCUCUUCAUUAUCUGUUAAUUCCCCAGAGAUCAGAUAAUCAUGGAUGAGAAUGUCCUUUCCUGUUUUUACACUAUAACCUGCAUGUCUGCAAAAAUGCAUCCUGAAUCCGUUGUUUCAAUGCUCGGUAUACAUUGACAUUGUGAGUUCUCCACUGAUGAAAGAUGUUAGGUCAGACUACAGUCACACCCCAAUAAAUACUUGUGUAUGUACAUAUUUAAUCAAAUGUAAGUCCACACCUUUUUGUUUAAGGGCUUUUUUGUUUGGGAGCUGAGGGGAACGAACCAAAGGAGAAAGCACAAGGAGUGAAAUUGUGUAUUUGUUUUUCAUCCUCCUGAAAAACAUGUAAUACAGUUUAAGUAAAUGGCACUGGGAAUGUCAGGAAACAGAGAAUGUAAAUAUUUUAUUUUCCAUCCUGGUCCUUUUAAGUCAAAGGCUUUAAGUGUUUUCCAUCCAUCCCUGCUGAUUACCUAGAUCAAAAGCUGGAGAAGAUCCCAGCUUCUUGGUGACUAAACACAUCUGCUGCAGGUAAGCAAAGGGAUGGAUGGAAAACAACUAGACCAGUGGGGCUUGAGGACCAAUUUUAAUAAACCCUUGUACUGUUACUGACUUAUGGACAUUAUAAAACAAUUCAAAUAUGUAACGACUUUGUUUUCCAUAUCACAGGGACAAUGUUCUAGUAAAUCUUCCUACAGUGUACUCUAAGAAAUCAAACUUGGGAAAUAAACAGGACUUUAUUGAUUUAA
Messenger RNA from Betta splendens (Siamese fighting fish), 4435 nucleotides. RefSeq names its product serine/threonine-protein kinase DCLK1-like. Gene Ontology annotation, molecular function: protein kinase activity; ATP binding. The record is from RefSeq and is a predicted model, not a curated record. The transcript has 17 exons. Lineage: Eukaryota; Metazoa; Chordata; Actinopteri; Anabantiformes; Osphronemidae. The coding region runs from base 461 to 2713 and encodes 750 amino acids. Gene Ontology annotation, biological process: intracellular signal transduction; protein phosphorylation.